AUGUUCAUUUGUUCUUUAUUUAGAGAGUUCAAGAUGAAAUCUUAAAUAAUAAUUCUUGAUAUAAUAAUCUUGUUAUUAGUUUUAAGCGUUUGCGCCUUGGGAAUUUAUAUAGAGGCCUCAAUAUUUUAUUACAUCAGCUUAGAAUCGUCAAAUAUUAUGAUGAAUACUACAGACAUUAAAUAGAUUGAUUGUAUAGGGAAACAAGUAGAAUCUUAUUUAAUCACAAAGCAUUAAAGAAGUAAAAAAUAAUAAAAAUUUAGGCAUUUAACUUAUUGAUAAUAUUGCUUCUUUUUUAUUUUACUUUGCUAACAACUAAGAUAAAUUCAUUGUAAAAGAUAAUUUAGAUCUUUGCCUAACAUAAGAUGAUUACGAAAAAACAAAAUAUAAUAAAAAUAUUCCAUAGUUUUGUUAAUAAAUACACAGCGACUUAUAUGAAUAGAUGAGAAAUAAUAAGAACAUAACUCUAUUAAUCAAGGGACUUACACAACUUGAUUAGUAUUCAUAACUAUUCAAUAUUUAAUUGCCUAAUUUUUUAUAAGUGGUAGACAUAAGUUCAAUAAUAUUUGAUUCAUUAUAUCCAGCAGGAUUAUUAGUUAAAGAUUAUAACCCCUAAGAAAGAAUAUGGUAUAAUUAAUUAUAUAUUUAGGUAUAAAAAUCAUAUGGAAUAAGUUAAUAUAACAUAAAAUGAGUUUUUUUUUUUUACAGAUGUUUAUUAGAUUAUGUACGGUACUUAAUAAUAUAGUUUUUCAAUUACUCAAUCAUUAUUCAAUAAUUAAAGAGAAUUUUUUGGAAUUUUGAAAACAGUAUUAUUUAUAACCGACCCAUAUCUACAAAAAAUAAAAUUUAAUGUUUUAUUAAUAAACUCUUAAGGUUAAGUUAUGUAUAAUGGUUUGGAAAAUUAAACAAAUGAUAUGGAAAUUUUGUACAUUUAUAAUGAAACAAAAACUGGUUUCAAUUUAAAUGAUUGGAAGGAAAUUGAAUAUAAAGCAAAUUAAGAUUAAUCACUUUAAUCUAAAACAAAUGAAGGUUCUUUAUUGACACUAUAUAAUAAAGUGUAUGAGUAAUUCGUAAAUUUAAAAUGCAAGAAAUUUAAAAAAGAAAAUUUAACUCUGAUUUUGUAAUGUUUAUUUUAUAAUAAAAUAGAUUUACAAAUCUUACGGCUUAAUAUAUUUUAGAACAAAAAAUUUUAGAUAAUUAAAGUGUAUUUUUACUUUAAUAUGGGUUUGCUGUUCUUAUAAUAUUUGGUUUAGCUAUAAUCUUAUUUUGUUUAAGUCUUAUAUUUAUCAAUUUAAUUUGUAAACCAAUCGUAAAUUUGAGGUAAAAAAUCUCAUAACAUGUAAUGGAAAUAGGAAAUAAUACAGAUAAAAUGAUGUUUAAAAUUCAUUAAAAGAAAAAUAAUAAUGCUGAUCUUAUUAAUAAGUUAAAUGAAAUGUUUAUGAAUAUAUCAGAUACUUUGAAAUUAAACUCAAAUAAGAAGACCGAAUAAUGCAGACUUAUUGAAAAAAUGUAUUAUAAUAGAAGAAAUUAAAAAGAAUCAUGUGAGAAGUUGAAUUAAUAGAUUCGUUUGUUACCUGAUUAUAACUCAAAAAAUUUUGAUUUCAAUGAAUUUAAUGAAGAAAUUUUGAAAUUACUAAUGAAUUGCACAAAUACUUAAUUAUGA
Paramecium sonneborni is the source of this 1660-nucleotide messenger RNA. The record is from the annotation of a GenBank genome assembly. Lineage: Eukaryota; Ciliophora; Oligohymenophorea; Peniculida; Parameciidae.